Molecule: messenger RNA, 3279 nt
Organism: Diachasmimorpha longicaudata
Lineage: Eukaryota; Metazoa; Arthropoda; Insecta; Hymenoptera; Braconidae
Exons: 5
Coding region: 762-2864 (700 amino acids)
Biological process (GO): negative regulation of Wnt signaling pathway
Cellular component (GO): plasma membrane
Molecular function (GO): Wnt-protein binding
Source: RefSeq, a predicted model, not a curated record
GAAUUUACUCGGUCAGGACGACUAUUUCCGGUUCCUUUUUUCCGGGAAAUGAAUCAGGAAAUAUUUUUUAAUUUGGAGAACAGUGAUACUAAAAGUGAUUUAGACACAGAAAUCAUGAAAUUUCCAAUCGAAUUAAAAAUUCAAUGUAAAAUUCUGAAAUUUUCAGUGAAAUCCAUCAUUUCCAGAUUUUUUAAACCCCUAAAUCGCAUUCGGUGCCACUGUCGUGAAAGUUAAUUGCCCACUGUCCAUGAAAUUGUUUUUUUUACAAGUGUUCUCUGCAUGAGCAAUACCUCGUGACUUUCAAAAUUCCCAGCAGUCUCCCCAAAAAAAAGGUCUCCAGAAAAACCUAAAAAAUUCUUGUUGUAUCAUCCUAGGAUGACAGCCAGUGACAUUUCGUGUACAUCAUAUCUAUCUCCGUGAGAUUCCGCUGGCAGGGCGAGCUAUCAGUUUUGAGAAAGAUAGCUGGAGCAGUGGAGCCUUGAAACCCUCUCAGCGGGUAUCUUCGGUAGAGAAAGAAUUUUUCGGCUUGCCGGGCCCUGCCGCCACCGAGGCUGCACUCAGGACCCACGCUGGGAGAAUAGUGGGGGAAUAAUGUAUAUAGCUCUAGGGUUGGUCCCUCGGGGUCGACAGUUCUCUACGACUUCUCAUCCCAUACGUUUGUGAUUCUAUUUUACAUCCCGCGUGCUCACUAUUUACGGUGUAUCAUCGACAAUAUGUGAUUCCGAUAGAUCGAUACGAGAUCAAUUACUAUAUCUGAAACAAUGGUCGCGCGGAGAACAGUGUUAUUGUUGUUUAUAAUAAUAGGUGUCUGUCACAGCUAUGGAAUUUGGAGCACCGACUGGACCGACACGUCGGGCAGCCAGUGCGAUAGCGCGAUCAGGGAGACAAUCCAGGAGGACAGGGCAACCAUCGUCGAUGAGACACCAGACAGACUUCAUUCUACUUGGCUAUCUCAAGAAUGUGAAGUGAGGGCGGGCCCGGAGUAUGUCAUCAGGAAAUACACAUUCUUCAAGAAUGGCACAUAUUUGCUUAUAAGGCAUCAUUAUGCUGAGGAGUCUUGUAGCGUGGCAACACACACUGUUGUGGCAAGAGGGGUCAUUCGAAUCCUGUCAUCAUCUGGAUUAGCUCCUGGUGCUACGGAAGCGAGUUACCAGCUGGAACGCGUUUAUAUUGUACCCCUCACACGACAGGUUGCACACAAAUUAGGCCAUCGUGUGAACGUAACUUGCACACCGCAGCCCCGUUGGCGCCCCUACGUGCCCCAAAUAAUCUACGAACAACCGCCGAAGCGAUUGUCGAAAUUCAAUUGGGAAGGACCUACAUUCAAUUCCUUUCAACUUCCAAUUCCCUCGAGAAAACACGGAGUCCUCAAUUGUCUGGAGCCCCUAGGUAUUGAUUUCAACGAACUACGACUUGUCAGGGUUCAAAAGAAGCCCCCAACAUCGACAGUAUUUGGAUUGGGAUCUAAUGAGGAGCCGAAAGUGGAGCUCUUCCUUGGAAGUUUACCUCCAAACGUUUAUCUCAGAGCAUCGCACCGAUCUACGUCGUUACAACCUACCGGACUCCUUCGUGCGGAUACGAUAAAAGGAUGUUUAGUCUGCAGUGCAAUAUCUCGAGGCACUGAGAACAGUCCACCCCUUCUCCACGAGGUGGCAGCCCUUCCAGCCCUUCUCGGUGGCUCGUGGAUCUCCUCCAACUGCGAGAGCUGCGAGGGUGGUUUGUGGAUAAAACGCCAGCUCAAUGUUUACUCCGGUGACUUGUUAUGGACCGGACGUUGGGAGUACUACGGUGAUUCCGGAUGCACCAGGUUCAUCUACGCCGUGACUGCAGCCGGAAGUUACAUCCAGCGGGCCGGUCGCCUGCGCCGUCACCAGCUCAGUGAGCGGGACUUUAUCGAACCACAAGAGACUGUCCUCAGUUACCCAAUUGACGAGAUGAUUGACUCUGAACAAAGUGACUUAGGCAUGGAAAACCCGAAGAGAUUCAAACGAAAUGCUGACCAAAUUGAGACGCAGAAGAAUUUUUCACCGCGGAUUAAAUCGGAAAUGGCGAAGAAGCUGUUGGACAUUUAUGAGGAAGACCGAAGCCUUAGCGCUGCCAUGAUACCGAAAAUAAAUUUCGAGGAAGCCAGGAUUGAAGCAAAAACCAAGACAAUAUCAACUACCUCAUCACCAACAACGAUGACAAUGACAGAAAGACAAACGGAAAAAAUAACACUCGAACAAACAACGGAAUCUCUGGUGGAUUCAGCUCUACGAAGAACUUUGACCUCUGACGACUCCUACCGACAUCUUCUUCGGAGUACACACCCCUCGUUGGCCGAAUCAUUUGCCACAAUGCUUCGGGGAAAUCAGAGACGCGAGGAGACAACACAAAAGCCCUUUGUAUCUCCAAUUCCCACGGGAACAACUGAACUUGAUCUUCAUGUUGCUGAGAGUCUACUUAUUGCCGGUGAUCUCUCGAUAGCGGCACGAUGUGGGGCUCAGAUUGUUAGUGAUGGAAGUGGAGGAUUGAGAGUUAAACCGCUGAGUUCGUGGCCAAGACAUUGUGUUAGACACGCUCUCGAGGCGCCCUCGACCCUUGGAUUGAGGGCGAGGGUGGGAGUCAAUUGGAGGGAACAGUAUACAUUGCUCGUUGGCCCGAGGGAUGAUAAUUUGUGGGAGGCACCCCUGAGACGGUGUGGGAAGACCCCCAGUCGCAAUUCCGCACUUAGGAUUCAUCUUAGGCAGAGUUUAGGGCACAGAUAUGGGCUUUUGACUUCUGGUGCCGCAAAUUUUGGGACAUGUGGACAUUUUUAUCUAUUGUCCAUUGCUCUAGUGACACAAUUGUUGCUGCCAUUCGCUAUCCACUGGCAUGGAAUGUAGUGAGGGAUAGGAAAGUUAUGGAAAACUGAACUGCAUUUGAAAUUUCCUUUUGCAGAGACUCAAGCUAUUUUUAAAUUGCUCCGUUAAAUACUCAAAUUAUUUUGUACAGUUAAUCCCUAGGUAUUUAAAUUCAUGUAAAUAGAGAUAUCAUUGUAUAUAUGUAUAUUAUAUUGACGCGCAGUUGAUCUUUUCACUGUAUAUGGACGAACGAAACCCAGUGACUCAUUUGGCGAAUACAUAGACUUACAAUUUAAGAUUAAAAAUGGGCUGACUUCGGCGCCUGAGGGACACCACCCCAGUGAAAUCUUUUACGAUUUAAAAUUGUGUACAGUAGGAUAAGAAAUGUUAACGGACUGUGUAUAUUUAAUGUUUCAAUAUAGCUAUGUUUGAAAAACACGCAGGAAUAAUGUUCUUA